CGCAGCCCCGGGGGAUGCGCCGCCCCAAGCCGCUGCCCUCGCCGCCGCCGCAGCGUCAGCCGCAGCGGGCCCGGAGCAGGUAGAUGGCCCCCACAGGGCAGGCCCUGCGGACACCCCUCCCUCAGGCUGGCGGAUGCAGUGCCUAGCGGCUGCUCUUAAGGACGAAACCAACAUGAGUGGGGGAGGGGAGCAGGCCGACAUCCUGCCGGCCAACUACGUGGUCAAGGAUCGCUGGAAGGUGCUGAAAAAGAUUGGGGGCGGGGGCUUUGGUGAGAUCUACGAGGCCAUGGAUCUGCUGACCAGGGAGAAUGUGGCCCUCAAGGUGGAGUCAGCCCAGCAGCCCAAGCAGGUCCUCAAGAUGGAGGUGGCUGUGCUCAAAAAGCUGCAAGGGAAAGACCACGUGUGCCGGUUCAUCGGCUGCGGCCGGAAUGAGAAGUUUAAUUACGUGGUCAUGCAGCUCCAGGGCCGGAACCUGGCAGACCUGCGCCGCAGUCAGCCGCGAGGCACCUUCACGCUGAGCACCACGCUGCGGCUGGGCAAGCAGAUCCUGGAGUCCAUCGAGGCCAUCCACUCCGUGGGCUUCCUGCACCGCGACAUCAAGCCGUCGAACUUUGCCAUGGGCAGGCUGCCGUCUACCUACCGCAAGUGCUACAUGCUGGACUUCGGGCUGGCCCGGCAGUACACCAACACCACGGGGGACGUCCGGCCCCCUCGGAAUGUGGCCGGGUUUCGCGGGACUGUUCGAUACGCCUCAGUCAACGCCCAUAAGAACCGGGAGAUGGGCCGCCACGAUGACCUGUGGUCCCUCUUCUACAUGUUGGUGGAGUUUGCAGUGGGCCAGCUGCCCUGGAGGAAGAUCAAGGACAAAGAGCAGGUAGGGAUGAUCAAGGAGAAGUAUGAGCACCGGAUGCUACUGAAGCACAUGCCCUCCGAGUUCCACCUUUUCCUGGACCAUAUCGCCAGCCUCGACUACUUCACCAAGCCUGAUUACCAGUUGAUCAUGUCAGUGUUUGAGAACAGCAUGAAGGAGCGGGGCAUCGCCGAGAACGAGGCCUUUGACUGGGAGAAGGCGGGCACCGACGCCCUCCUGUCCACGAGCACCUCUACCCCACCCCAGCAGAACACCCGGCAGACAGCAGCCAUGUUUGGGGUGGUCAACGUGACGCCGGUGCCUGGAGACCUGCUCCGGGAGAACACCGAGGACGUGCUGCAGGGCGAGCACCUGAGUGACCAGGAGAACGCGCCCCCCAUUCUGCCUGGGCGGCCCCCGGAGGGGCUGGGCCCCGGCCUCCACCUUGCCCCGCAUCCUGGGGGUCCUGAGGCUGAAGUCUGGGAGGAGACAGAUGUCAACCGGAACAAACUCCGGAUCAACAUCGGCAAAACUCCCUGCAUGGUGGAAGAGGAGCAGAACCGAGGUGUGGGGGUCCCCAGCUCUCCCGUGCGUGCCCCACCAGACUCACCCACAACCCCGGUCCGUUCUCUGCGCUACCGGAGGGUCAACAGCCCUGAGUCGGAGAGGCUCUCCACUGCGGACGGGCGGGUGGAGCUACACGAGAGGAGGUCACGAAUGGAUCUACCUGGCUCCCCCUCACGCCAGGCCUGCUCCUCACAGCCGGCCCAGAUGCUGUCAGUGGACACUGGCCAGGCGGACCGGCAGGCCAGCGGCCGCAUGGACGUGUCAGCCUCGGUGGAGCAGGAGGCCCUGAGCAAUGCCUUCCGCUCCGUGCCGCUGGCUGAGGAGGAGGACUUCGACAGCAAGGAGUGGGUCAUCAUUGACAAGGAGACAGAGCUCAAGGACUUCCCCCCAGGGGCCGAGCCCAGCACGUCAGGCACCACGGACGAGGAGCCCGAGGAGCUACGGCCGCUGCCUGAGGAGGGUGAGGAGCGGCGGCGGCCAGGGCCAGAGCCCACUGUCCGGCCCCGGGGACGCAGCAUGCAGACACUGGCUGAGGAGGACCCACGGCAGACGCCAUUCCAGCCCCCACAACCUCAGCUGAGCCAGGCCGAUGGCCGGUCAGAGACAUCGCAGCCCCCCACACCCGGCAGCCCCUUCCACUCACCCCUGCACUCGGGACCUCGCCCUCGGCGGAGAGAGUCGGAUCCCACUGGCCCUCAGAGACAGGUGUUCUCCGUGGCACCCCCGUUUGAGGUGAACGGUCUCCCACGAGCUGUGCCCCUGAGCCUGCCCUACCAGGACUUCAAGAAAGACCUCUCCGAUUACCGAGAACGGGCUCGGUUGCUCAACAGGGUCCGCAGGGUGGGCUUCUCGCACAUGCUGCUCACCACCCCGCCGGUCCCACUGACUCCUGUUCAGCCUCAAGCUAAUGGAAAGGAGGAAGAGGACGAGGAUGAGGACGAAGACGAAGAUGAGGAAGAGGAGGAGGAGGAGGAAGAGGAGGAAGAAGAGGAGGAGAACGAGGAGGAGGAGGCGGAGGAGGAGGCGGUAGCCCUGGGGGAGGCGCUGGGGCCUCACAGUGGCUCCAGCAGCGAAGGGAGUGAGAGGAGCACUGACCGGAGCCAGGAGGGCGCCCCAUCCACGCUGCUGGCCGACGAUCAGAAGGAGUCCAGGGGCCGAGCCUCCAUGGCUGACGGGGACCUGGAGCCUGAGGAGGGCUCCAAAACGCUGGUGCUCGUCUCCCCUGGCGACAUGAAGAAGUCGCCUGUCACUGCCGACCUGGCCCCUGACCCAGACCUGGGCACUCUGGCUGCUCUCACUCCUCAGCACGAGCGGCCGCAGCCCGCCGGCAGCCAGCUGGACGUGUCUGAGCCAGGGACCCUGUCCUCCAUUCUCAAGUCUGAGCCCAAGCCCCCCGGGCCUGGGACAGGACCGGGGGCCGCGGCAGCGAUCACAGGGGCAGGGGGAGUGGCAGUCACCUCCUCACCCUUCACCAAAGUCGAGAGGACCUUUGUGCACAUUGCAGAGAAAACCCACCUCAACGUCAUGUCUUCCGGUGGACAAGCCUCACGGCCUGAGGAGCUCAGCUCUGGCGGUGAGCUGGGCCUGGAGGUGCCCUCUGAUGGGAGGGCUGCAGAGGAGGGAAGCUCUGUGCCCCUGGAGAAUGGGAUAGCCCCGUCAGGGCUGGAGAGCUGUGCCCUGUCUGGCCCUCCUGGGGGCACCCCCUUGGAGAUGGCCAUGGACUCACUGCCCAAUGGCCCAUCCCUUGCCGACGGGCCAGCCCUAGCAUCCUCGCUGGAACCAGGCCCCGAAAAACUGGCCACCAUCACCCCCAGCCACCGUGCCAUGCCGGGCCCUCGCUCCAGGAGCCGCAUACCUGUCCUGCUGUCUGAGGAGGACACGGGCUCGGAGCCCUCGGGUUCAUUGUCGGCCAAAGAGCGGUGGGGCAAGAGGGCGAGACCGCAGCAGGACCUGGCCCGGCUGGUGAUGGAGAAGAGGCAGGGCCGCCUGCUACUGCGGCUGGCCUCUGGGGCCUCAUCCUCCUCCAGCGAGGAGCAGUGCCGCGCCUCUGAGACGCUAUCAGGCACGGGCUCCGAGGAGGACACGCCCGCCUCAGAGCCCUCGGUGCCCAGGAAGGCCGGGCGGGCAGCUACCACCCGAAGCCGGAUCCCCCGCCCUAUCAGCAUCCGCAUGCCCACACCCGCCCAGGCCCAGCAGCCCCCUGGCAGACCCCAUGGCUCGGCCCCAGCACCUGACACAGCCAUCACCAGCAGGCUCCAGCUGCAGAAGCCCCCAGGGUCGGCCACUGCCGCUGACCUCCGCCCCAAACAGCCUUCUGGACGCGGCCAUGGCCCCGGGCGAGCCCAAGCCAGCACCAGGCCUCAGGCCCCUCGCAGUCCCGGUCUCCCAGCCUCCACCGCGCGCAAUCCCAGCGCGUCCCCCCGAAGCCAGUCCCUGUCCCGAAAAGAGAGCCCUUCUCCGUCGCACCAGGCCCGGCCCGGGGGCCCUCCAUCCCGGGGCGCCCCGCAGGCCCGGCCCGAGCCUGAAGGCACCCCCUCCCCGGGGGGCCCCAAGAAAGGACCCAGAGGGAAACUCCAGACUCAGCGCGCAGCAACCAAAGGCCGGGCAAGUGUCGCGGAGGGCCGGGCCGGGGCCAGAUAAUGAUGCGCGGGGCUCUGCGCGGCCUCCCACCCUCACUCCAGCCCCCAACCUGCAGUCGGCCACACUGGAACAGCUCCCAGCACAGCCUUACGCGCCCCACGCGCGCCACCCGCGGCCCCAGCUUCCCGCCCGCAUCCGCACCAGCGCGCGCCAGCACCCGCCUCGCCCUCCCGCCUGCCGGGCCCGACCGGUGGGGGGCGCCGUGUCGCCGGGGUCGCGCUCGUUUCCCCUUCCUUCCCGUCACCUCCCACUUCCUGCCGCCCCUCAGGUGGGGCUGGCUCACCCUCCGCCCCGGGAAGGCUCAGCCACUCUUUACCGAGGACUCCGCUAAUGGGGACACCCCGCUCACCCACUAGGCCUCUGCUGCUCUCCAUGCUCCACCCCCCAACUCACCUCUGCUUGCACCUACAGAGCCUUUCCCUACUCCCAACACUCUUCCAGCCAAAGCCCUCCUACCCCCUUUUCAGAAAGGCAGCCUCAAAUUCUGGAAGUGGAGGCUUCAGCCUCCCCUAGGGGUCAACCCCACAGUUUCCUGGGAGGGACCUCUUCUCAGUAGCUAGGCUGGGGUUGGGGAGGUGGGACCUAGAGGCCACUGGUCUACUCAGGUGUGAUGGGGCAGGUAUGACCAGCUCCAAAAGCAGCUCCAUCCUGGACACCCUGUAGGAGGCAGUGGGGAUUACUCCCCUGCACCUCUGAGGUGCAAAGCCCCUCCUCCUCCUAAAUAUGGGUGGGGUCUCAGUGGGAACCAUAGAGUGUGUGUGGGCAGCCUGCCUGGCCAAGCAGGAAAUUGGAGGAGGGUCUGUAAAGAAGUUUCACCUGUCCCUUGGCCCCUGAUCUAGUGCUCAGGACCCCUCACCAUCAGGAAUUCCUUGUUGCCAUCUAACCUCAAUCUUGCCCACUGCAGUUUCGGCCAACUUGCUCCUCUCCUGGCUUCAGUGGAGGUGGAGAAUGGCUGGUCAUCAUCUCUUGCUGGCCCUUUGGAGAUUCAGGGACACAGUUCUGGCCAGUUCACCCUCCCUGUUCUCCUGGCUGUGACCGGCAUCUCCCCCAGUGGGCAGAGAGAGCAGAAACAGAUACACAGACAAACAGCUGGCCCCUGGACUCAAGGCAGAAAGACCCUUCUAAUUUCCAGAUUGUGUGCUUAUGUGGUGGACCCUGCUCAGGCCUCUCCUCCCCUGGUUUACCCGUCAGCCUGUCCCAUCUUGUUCUAAUUGCAAGCCAUGCGGCUGAGCUGUCCCUGUAGAAGGUGAGGACUGUGCAGCUCCACAAAUGGAUAGGGGCCUCCUCUUGGGCCGGGCUUCUGCAUAACUGUCAUCCCAGCUCAUCAUGAGCCUCAGCUGCCCACGGCUGGGCCAAGCAGUACUGUGGCUGCUGAAGGGCCAGCCAACCCUGCCAGUCAGGGUCAGGUCCCUGUCAGGCCUCCUCCAUCCUCAGCAUCCACAGCCUGUGUCCCCUGGUCCGCCCCCUCUGCUCUUCCCUGGGUCAUGGAGAGCAAGGCGAGACCACCGUGGGAGGAGGAAGGAAGGCCCCAGCAGGCCCAAGUGGUCCGGCAGCACCCAGCGACCAUUGCUUAGAAGGAUGCCCAUGAGGGAGUUGCCCAGGGAGUGGUCUGCUGGUGCCAGUGGAAGCCCCUCACGGAGAAUCAAGGCAGCAGGCUUGGGCAGCUGUUUCCAUGCCAAGGUGGUGGCUUCUCUGCAGACCAGCCUAGGGGAGGACUCCAGGGUGAACAGCCUUUGAGGUCCACCCCAUGCUGACACAGAAGCUCCCAGAACACUCAGGAAACCUCUCUGGACAGAGCCCUCCUUGUCAACCCGAGACCCUCCCAAGGCCUCUACUGCCCUCUGGGUCCAGCGGAGGGGGUGGAGGAGGGGCCACUCCCUCCCACCUAGAGCUUCUCUGAAUGACAAUCAGCUCCUGCCAGGUGGGGCCAGGGCAUGACCCCUGGUGCCCAGGUCCUGGGCCUGUUCCUUGCCACCAACCGAACUGUGAAUGUAGGGCCCCCAGCCUCACCCCUGACCCAGGACCAACAGCACCCUGGUUUGGUGUUGGGAGGAAAGGGGGGUGACCUGAGAGAGCCCAGGCCCAUCUCACCCCCCAGCCUCACCCAGCACUGAAGCUGGGCAGAGCUGCAAAACCCUGUCUGUCCCUGGGAAACCAGACCUCCCUAGGGCUCCCAAUUGAUCUCAGGCCUCUGCCUCAUUGAAUGUCACCAAGGUUGGGGAGGAGGAGCAGGGGUGAAUGUGGGAGGAGGCUAGAGGACUCUGUUUCUCUCCCCAGAAAGAGCAAGGGCAGAGGACACCACAUCUCCCAGCGCCCCACCCCCGCUGCAGCCUCUUGUCCGUUGAGCACCCAUCCUUACCACCAAGCUCCGUGGGUCCCGAGCCCCUUCUUUGUAACAGAAUGUCAUGCCACCAUUACCACUGCGCCCCUCCAGCACUUCCUCAUCAUGACAACCUGAGUCACUGGCUCAGAUGCGGGGCUGCUAACCCCGGGAUACGCCUUCCCUCCCCUGCCUCACUGUGCACCAAGGGGAUGCAGGGGAGGGGCUGUGCCCCAGGCACAUGGGCUCCCCCCUUCCCAGCCCCUCACAGGGGCCUGGCUUGCUCAGUCUUCUCAGCUCCAGGGACCAGCUCUGGUGGUCAGGGGUGGGGGUGGGGCAGGGAGUUGCCCUCCCCUUUCCCAGAGAAGCCACUGAAGAAUGUUUACAUGCCAAACAGAAUGUAACACCUUCCCCCACCCCAUCCUAGUCACUGCAUGGCCUCUGCCCACCCUACACCUGUUCACCCCCCACCCGCCCCCACACACACCCUGGAAGCCGCUGUCAUGAUUAGAUCGGGUCUCAGAAGGGAAGUAGCCAUCACACCAUUAAAAAGCCUGUGGACCUUUCUGUUGACCUGGACUCUUCUUCCUUCGGGAGAGAGGGCAGAGCCCAGGAGCUGGCCUGGCGGUGGGCAGGAGAGGAGAGCAGAGCACAGGUUGG
This is a messenger RNA of Phyllostomus hastatus (greater spear-nosed bat), 7037 nucleotides long. RefSeq names its product tau tubulin kinase 1 (gene TTBK1). The transcript has 15 exons. Lineage: Eukaryota; Metazoa; Chordata; Mammalia; Chiroptera; Phyllostomidae. The record is from RefSeq and is a predicted model, not a curated record. Gene Ontology annotation, cellular component: cytoplasm; nucleus. Gene Ontology annotation, biological process: peptidyl-serine phosphorylation; peptidyl-tyrosine phosphorylation; signal transduction. Gene Ontology annotation, molecular function: ATP binding; protein serine/threonine kinase activity. The coding region runs from base 134 to 4057 and encodes 1307 amino acids.